CACUUCGGCUGUCGUCAACGUGUUGUUGCGGAAGUGCCGGGUGAGCAUUUUUCUGAUAGCGUUUUUAAUCUCCCAGAGCAGCUAUCUUUGUAGCUGUUAUUGUGCUUGUCCGCGAAACAGCGCCGUGUCUGUGGAAAGCUUGAGCAAUGGCAGCUCUGAAAUACGCUGGUAUGGACGAUACGGACAGUGAAGAUGAGUUACCGCCUGGAUGGGAAGAGAGGUCCACCAAAGACGGUUGGGUUUACUAUGCAAACCAUGAAGAAAUGAAGACACAGUGGGAGCAUCCGAAGACAGGAAAGAAAAAACGUUGUGCUGGAGAUUUACCAUAUGGCUGGGAACAGGAGACUGAUGAAAAAGGACAGAAAAUUUAUGUUGAUCACAUCAACAAGCGAACCACCUAUUUUGACCCCCGGCAGGCGUUUACAGUGGAGGACGUGAUGAUGAAGCCGAAGCGUUACGAUGGAAACACUGCUGCGUUGGAAAUUCUUCAGGGUCGUGACCUUUCUGACAAAGUGGUCCUCAUCACUGGAGGCAACUCUGGUAUUGGCUUUGAGACGGCCAGGUCUUUUGCUCUUCACGGAGGUCAUGUGAUCCUGGCGUGUCGAAACCUGUCCCGGGCCAGCAAGGCCGUUAGCCUCAUACAGCAGGAGUGGCACAAAGCAAGAGUAGAGGCCAUGAUGUGCAACCUGGCUUCUCUGCGCAGCGUCAGGGAGUUUGCAGAAUCUUUCAAGGCCAAGAAGCUUCCCCUGCACAUUCUGGUGUGCAACGCUGCCGUGUGCACUCAGCCCUGGAGUCUGACAGAAGAUGGCCUUGAGUCCACCUUCCAGAUCUGCCAUCUCGGCCACUUCCUCCUUGUCCAAUGUCUUCAGGACGUCCUGCGUCGUUCAGCUCCUGCCAGAGUCGUAGUCGUAUCCUCAGAGUCACACAGGUUCACGGACCUGUUGGACUCGUGUGGGAAGGUGGAUCUGGCCGUGCUCUCCCCUCCGAAGAACGAGUACUGGUCCAUGCUGGCUUACAACCGGGCUAAACUCUGCAACAUCCUCUUCAGCAACGAGCUACACCGGCGUCUUUCGCCUCACGGUGUGACCUCCAACGCAUUGCAUCCUGGGAACAUGAUGUACACCUCCAUUCAUAAGAGCUGGUGGCUGAUGACCUUUCUGUUUACUCUGGCCAGACCAUUCACCAAGUCUAUGCAACAAGGUGCUGCCACCACGGUGUACUGCGCGGUGGCCCCGGAGCUGGAGGGGUUGGGCGGCAUGUACUUCAACAACUGCUUCCGCUGCCAGCCGUCCAACCAAGCCCAGGAUCUGAGCAGCGCCGCCAGCCUGUGGGAGCUGAGUGAGCGCCUGGUUGCGGAGCGAUCGGUCGGGAUCCAGUCCCUUUAGCGGACUGAGAUCCAGGAUGCCGUGAGGAAGAAGUCAAAGAGGAAGCUGUUGAUGUUGACUUGGGUGGGGGGCGAGAAGGGGGAACUUAAUAAAAGACUCUGACUGCACUAUACAAAAACUGCCAAACCACAGAGGUCCGCAUGGAUAUGUCACAUCACUACAGGGCUAAAACACGCUACAUACACAGUAAGGAGGGGGUUUCAUUUACAGCUUAAGUUCAGGUGUAACUUUCUUUUGGUACUUUAUAGUAGAAAGUAGAGAACUUAGAAAGAAUAGUUUGUUGUUGUUUUUUUCCUGCUUUCGUCUUGUAACCCUUUGACCACACACAGUUCAUGAGUAAGGUUAGAGUCGGAUUGCAGCUAUGGGGCUAUAUAAGAAAUAUCAUCUUCCAAUUGAAUGUCUUUGUAAUCAGUAUCGUUUUGGCUACUUUGGUGCAGACGUUUCUGCCGAGAUUUGGAGUCUAAACUGAGAGAUAAAAAGUAGUGAGCGCAGGACCCUUACGAAUAUAUAAACACGGUAGAGGUAUGUUCCUUAUGACUAUUUACAUUAUUCUGCAAUAACUUAAUCUUUAUCAGCGUCCUUACUUGUUGUCUGUACAGUAUUUACAUCCACCUGAUUUGUAGAGGGCGUCCUAAUUUUCUUCUUCCUAUGGUCAAACUAGAGUUUCCGUACUAAAUCUGAAUUACAAUUUGGAGAUUUAUGGAAUGAUGUUUUACCACUAUGUAAGAGUCUUAUUUACAAGUACCGGGGUCUUUCGUUUUCUCUGUGUCUCCUCUUGCUUGUUGUACGAGAAUUUGCGAUUUCAGUUUGUCGUUUCGUUUUUAAAUUGUGAGCUUUAGUGUUGAGCCUCUGCAUUUGGGUCGGGUUGUCCUGAAGCCGCUGGGAGGGCGAGUCGCUUUUGAGACAUUGUGCUUCAUGGCAGUCCAGGUGCCGUAGGUUGUUCAUAAAACAGCAGUCCAGUGUCAUAAUAUCUGAAAUUAAAAGAAGAAAGGGGAAAAAAAUAAACAUGGGAAAACAUUCAACAAA
Molecule: messenger RNA, 2411 nt
Organism: Poecilia latipinna (sailfin molly)
Lineage: Eukaryota; Metazoa; Chordata; Actinopteri; Cyprinodontiformes; Poeciliidae
Gene: wwox
Product: WW domain containing oxidoreductase
Exons: 9
Coding region: 147-1385 (412 amino acids)
Molecular function (GO): protein binding
Source: RefSeq, a predicted model, not a curated record